This is a messenger RNA of Ruditapes philippinarum (Manila clam), 405 nucleotides long. RefSeq lists its product as uncharacterized. The transcript has a single exon. Lineage: Eukaryota; Metazoa; Mollusca; Bivalvia; Venerida; Veneridae. Bases 1 to 405 code for a protein of 134 amino acids. The record is from RefSeq and is a predicted model, not a curated record. Gene Ontology annotation, biological process: monoatomic ion transport. Gene Ontology annotation, cellular component: membrane.
AUGACCGGAAGUUACAAACGGCAGGAAAGCAAAAGUUCAACAUUGUUUACAAAAGAUAAACAGGAGAUGAUUCAUCUAGAGGGGAUCAAAGAACAUCAGAAUUUUGAGGAAGAAUUGGACCAUUUGUUGUCUGACUCUAGUUUAAAUGGUGGCUCUGACCCUGUUCUUAAACAUUACCAAGAUAAGCAAAACUCAGUGAAUGAGUUGAUACAAUGGUUGCAUAAGAAACAUAACCUAGAAUGCUUGGAGGAUAUGUCUUUUCAAGAGUGGCGUGAUGUUGCCUUUGUUAUUGAUCGCCUGCUGUUUGUUAUUUUCCUGAUUGUGACAAUAGUGGCAACUGCUGGUAUUCUAAGUCUUCGCCCGGAGCAAUCACUCAGUGGGUUUACAGAAAUCAAAAUUAAAUGA